GAGCUUCUUCCUUGGGGGUAACAGUAAGCAGCUGUCCUGCCGAGCUGAGCUGAGCUGAGCUCACAGCUGGGGACCCUGUCUGCGAUUGCUGGCUAAUGGAUCCCAAAGGAUCCCUUUCCUGGAGAAUACUUCUGUUUCUCUCCCUGGCUUUUGAGUUGAGCUACGGAACAGGUGGAGGUGUGAUGGAUUGCCCAGUGAUUCUCCAGAAGCUGGGACAGGACACGUGGCUGCCCCUGACGAAUGAACAUCAGAUAAAUAAGAGCGUGAACAAAAGUGUCCGCAUCCUCGUCACCAUGGCGACGUCCCCAGGAAGCAAAUCCAACAAGAAAAUUGUGUCUUUUGAUCUCUCUAAAGGGAGCUAUCCAGAUCACCUGGAGGAUGGCUACCACUUUCAAUCAAAAAACCUGAGCCUGAAGAUCCUCGGGAACAGGCGGGAGAGUGAAGGAUGGUACUUGGUGAGCGUGGAGGAGAACGUUUCUGUUCAGCAAUUCUGCAAGCAGCUGAAGCUUUAUGAACAGGUCUCCCCUCCAGAGAUUAAAGUGCUAAACAAAACCCAGGAGAACGAGAAUGGGACCUGCAGCUUGCUGUUGGCCUGCACAGUGAAGAAAGGGGACCAUGUGACUUACAGCUGGAGUGAUGAGGCAGGCACCCACCUGCUGAGCCGAGCCAACCGCUCCCACCUCCUGCACAUCACUCUUAGCAACCAGCAUCAAGACAGCAUCUACAACUGCACCGCAAGCAACCCUGUCAGCAGUAUCUCUAGGACCUUCAACCUAUCAUCGCAAGCAUGCAAGCAGGAAUCCUCCUCAGAAUCGAGUCCAUGGAUGCAAUAUACUCUUGUACCACUGGGGGUCGUUAUAAUCUUCAUCCUGGUUUUCACGGCAAUAAUAAUGAUGAAAAGACAAGGUAAAUCAAAUCACUGCCAGCCACCAGUGGAAGAAAAAAGCCUUACUAUUUAUGCCCAAGUACAGAAAUCAGGGCCUCAAGAGAAGAAACUUCAUGAUGCCCUAACAGAUCAGGACCCCUGCACAACCAUUUAUGUGGCUGCCACAGAGCCUGCCCCAGAGUCUGUCCAGGAACCAAACCCCACCACAGUUUAUGCCAGUGUGACACUGCCAGAGAGCUGACCCAUAUACCCAGUGAAAGGACUUUUUGAAGGAGGAUAGAAGAACCAAAAUCCACACUGAACUGGACCCCGGGUCCCAAGUUCUCUGUGACAGAAACUGCACAUCUGUAACCUUCUCCAAUCAGUUCCCUGGUGACGGAUCUGCACAGGCGUGCUUAUGAAGUAGAUGAGAAGUGAGGCUUCCUGGGCAUGCAACCUGCUCUGCUGCUGACACAGAUAUGAAGCAGAGAUCCCGUGGUACAGUGUACCAUCUUUGCUGUAGCAGAUAAUGUGGGUUUAGGCAUCUCACUCUUUGCUGGACUGGAUAACAGAACUCAAAAAAAAACCAACAAGCCAAAGACAUAGACUCCAUCUCAGAUGGCUGAGCACAAAGUAUAAAAGCCAUUUUGGCUCUCUGGACUUUAUUCUGGAAGCUGAUCCUGAUCACCUCAAGGCCAAGGGCUCCAUGCCUCAGUUUCUCUCUCACCCUCUAGAUGAAGAGGGAACAAAGCAUAAAGAGUGAAAUCCUUGUUGUCUGAGAUCAUUCUAUAAACGAACUGACAUUUUAUUUGCAAAACUCAAGCUAGUAAUUCAGUAGACUUGAAGAUGAUUUUAGAGCCUCUUAUGCUUCAAACAACAGAAUGAAAUCCAUCCAAUGUUCUUCAAAGUGUGGUUCUCUGAUUAAGUCAAAGCAACACUGUUUGGCAAUGCUGCUGUAAAGUUGCCUGGAAUACUCAGAGGAACUUGUCCCAGGGAGGUUUUUUUCACUUCUUCAAAGAACUUUUGAAUUUAAGUUCUCUGUUUAUUCCCUUGAGCAAAACUCUGGAACCUCAAGAGUCUCUCUCCGUUGGUUCUGAGGCCAUUUUAUAGCCUAGGCCUCCUGUGGAUCUACAUGUGUAUCACCCACUUCCUAUCUCACUGCAUACCUCUGUGUAGUAGUAAAUUUAACCUCAAGUAGAAAAUUAAAUUAUUUUGGAUGAUCAGUUCCAAAUGAUUAGAUGUUUAGUCUCUUAUAAUAGGAUGUAGGUAGAGUCUAUAUAAAGUCCUAUAUUCUUCACGUUGUCUGUCCUCAGAGAGACCAUCUUUCAACCUAUCUUCCUUCUUGCACAACUUUGGCAAAUACUUUAAAAAUAACCAUUGUGGAGAUGGGGAGAGGUCUAAAUGGAUAAUAGUACUUGCUUUGCAAACAUGAAGAUCUGGGUUCAAACUCCCAGUGUCCAUGUAAAAAGAUAAGUGUGGUUGAGUGUGCCAGUAACAUAGACACAGAUAGGUCCUGAGACUUUGCUCCCUAGCCUUCCCAGCCAGGCAUAAAUGUCAAGUCCCCUGAGAGUGACAGAGGAAGAUACUCCCCCCACACACACACACAUACACGCACAGUGAUACACAUAUACAUGCAUACAAAAAAAAAACUUAUUGUAACAAAGAACACCAACUGCCUGGCUCAAAACUCUCAUGUCCCAUUACUCUGUACCUUUCUGUAUUUAGAUAAUUUACAGUGUGAGUUCUGCUGUUCCAUGUAUCCUAUUUGUGUUACUAACUUAUGUCAAAGUAUUUCUAAUUAUAAUCAACAAAAGCUAACUUUG
Molecule: messenger RNA, 2688 nt
Organism: Mus musculus (house mouse)
Lineage: Eukaryota; Metazoa; Chordata; Mammalia; Rodentia; Muridae
Gene: Slamf1
Product: signaling lymphocytic activation molecule family member 1
Exons: 7
Coding region: 96-1127 (343 amino acids)
Biological process (GO): leukocyte activation; positive regulation of ERK1 and ERK2 cascade; lymphocyte activation
Cellular component (GO): membrane; plasma membrane; cell surface
Molecular function (GO): virus receptor activity; SH2 domain binding; signaling receptor activity
Source: RefSeq, marked validated